Schistosoma rodhaini is the source of this 1448-nucleotide messenger RNA. The record is from the annotation of a GenBank genome assembly. Lineage: Eukaryota; Metazoa; Platyhelminthes; Trematoda; Strigeidida; Schistosomatidae.
CUAAACUCAGAGAUAUUAUUCAUAAUUAUGUUUAUAAUGUUUAAUAGAUGAUUUGAAAAACAUUUUCUUAUUUAGAUAAACAUUUAACCUCUUGUCAUUUAUAGAUAUUUGUGAUAGGUUGUUACAAAUGAAAUGGGUGCAUGUAUUGAUCAUUCAAAAUAAAUACAUUUCAUUCGCCAUCUAACAUAAUAAUAGUUUCAGGUAAUACCAAAUUCAAUAUGAUAACAUCCCUAUGCUUAUGAAAAUCUGUAUGUAUUCACACGGAUGUACGUGUAUAACGUAUAUACAAGUAAAUAGGUUAGAUGACAAUUUACCAAGUGUAACUCAGAAGAAUCUCUCAUCCAAAUAUUUUUUAUUUAUGAUAAAAUGAAGUUGACUGUCUUCGGAAUUUUAGUAAACUGCUGGAUUCGGAUUUCUUUUCAUAUACAAACAUUAGAUGCAUCAUUUCUGCUUUAUCAUAAAUCAAAAUCUUCUUCGAUAGUUGAAGGGAAUUCACCAUCACCGCCUAUUUUACCCCAACGUUUUUAUACUGAAUUUUCUAUUUACUAUACACCAAGAGAUGAUGAUCAAAUGCCUUUGCCACCAUGGCCACAAAUAAUUCCGCCACAAUUACCAUAUGCUGUUGGACGUGGUAUGACAUGGUAUGCUAAUGAUUUAAGCAUUGCGAUUGAAUAUUAUGAAGAUUAUUGUGUACCAAUAUUUGAACCAACCAGUUAUUUUCCAUGUAUCCUGUUUAACUUUAAUCAUACAGCUUAUUUAAUUGCACCAAUCGACUCAGGUUAUGGACCAUGUUGCGUAUAUCGUAAACCAUUUGAGAUACCUAAGAGAAAUUUCAUGGAACAAUUUGCUAAGUAUUAUAACGGUACAACUGAACAAUUGGGAUUGGGUUUAUUGAAUCAAACUAUUCAAUGGUGGAUUAUACCAUCUGAUAAUGAAAAUCAUAAAAAUAAUGUGAAGCAAAUAAAUAAAUCUUCAUUAACUAGUCAUUCCGUUUUUGGUGGUUAUGGAUGGACUGUUGAAGAAUCAAAAAAUCGUGUACCAGUUUGCUUUUGGUACGAAGGAAAUGUUGGCUGGACUCAACAACUGUUUUUCAAUUUUGUUGCUGACGGACCAAGAAUCUAUGAUCUAGAAGGAUUUCAACUACCAGAAAUAUGUAAAACUGAUAUAACUUGUAUUUUUAGACCAUGAAAUGAUUUUUAGACAAUUAAUUUGUUUAAAUGAGUGAUAAAAUUUGUAUGAGUUUGACAUAAUCAUGUCUCUAUUAGCCUAUUAAUCAUAUGUGAGUAUCAAGAACUAAAAUUCAUCUUGUUUCAUAACAUUUAUUUCUUAUUUGGAAUACUUCUUCUCUUCUUAUAUUUCUUCAGAAUGUAGUCAUCAUUACAUUCUGUAUAGCGCAUUGCAGUAUUAAUCAAUUAUGUGUCACAAAUAAAUACAGGUCCUAACAACCG